Molecule: messenger RNA, 841 nt
Organism: Bubalus bubalis (water buffalo)
Lineage: Eukaryota; Metazoa; Chordata; Mammalia; Artiodactyla; Bovidae
Gene: EMP3
Product: epithelial membrane protein 3
Exons: 5
Coding region: 235-726 (163 amino acids)
Cellular component (GO): plasma membrane
Source: RefSeq, a predicted model, not a curated record
AGAGAGAGAGCCAGAGAGAGGGAGGGAGGGAGAAAGGCGGUGAGAGGCGGGGGCCUCGAGAGGGUGGAAGGAGGGAAGAGAAGGGCGGGGCACGGAGGCCCGAUCGAGGGACCGGACUCAAAUCUGACUUCUUCUGCCACUCUCGGAUUCAGGCAUCUUACCUGCCCCUGUGCCAACAACCUCUUGAAGUGACCGUUGUCUCCUGACGUCCCACCCCAGGCUUCCAACACAGCCAUGUCUCUCCUCCUGCUGGUGGUCUCUGCCCUCCACAUCCUCAUUCUCAUCCUGCUUUUCGUGGCCACUUUGGACAAGUCCUGGUGGACUCUCCCCGGCAAGGAGUCCCUGAAUCUCUGGUACGACUGCACAUGGAACAGUGAGAACAAAACGUGGGCCUGCAGUAACGUCAGCGAGAAUGGCUGGCUGAAAGCAGUACAAGUCCUCAUGGUGCUUUCCCUCAUCCUCUGCUGUCUGUCCUUCAUCCUGUUCAUGUUCCAGCUCUACACCAUGCGGCGAGGAGGGCUAUUCUAUGCCACUGGCUUCUGCCAGCUUUGCACCAGCGUGGCGGUGUUUACCGGGGCGCUGAUCUACGCCAUUCGUGCCGAAGAGAUCCUGGCGGACCGCCCGCCGGGGGGCAGCUUUGGUUACUGCUUCGCCCUGGCCUGGGUGGCCUUCCCCCUCGCCCUGGCCAGCGGCAUCAUCUACAUCCACUUGCGGAAGCGGGAGUGAGGGCUGCGCCUCCCCUUGGUUCCCCAGCCGACUCCCGGCCCCUCCAUCUCACCCGCAAGCCCCCACCCCUCCUCCUUUUCUAUUUUAAACAGAAAAUAAAACUGUUUAGCCGCCG